Phaeoacremonium minimum UCRPA7 is the source of this 1425-nucleotide messenger RNA. Its product is annotated as putative acyl transferase protein. The transcript has a single exon. The record is from RefSeq and is a predicted model, not a curated record. Bases 1 to 1425 code for a protein of 474 amino acids. NCBI's taxonomy places the organism in Eukaryota, Fungi, Ascomycota, Sordariomycetes, Togniniales, Togniniaceae.
AUGCCGAAACAGGAAAUAUUUCACCUCCAUCCAUUAGGGUGGGAACAAGAUCCUGAGGAAGAGAGGUUCAAGUUCUCAACACUCGAUUAUCUACCGGCGUGUGUAUACAAUAACUACGUCCUGUUCUUUCGACUAGAUGACGGGAAUAAGAGCAAUAUGGUUGCCCUUCUUAAGGCAGGUCUCGAGCGGACUCUUAGCCAGGUAAGACAUCUCUGCGGGACUGUCGAGAAGGACGCAGCAACAGGCAGUCACUCCUUUGUGAAGCGCAGAGAUGGUACUAUUCAGUUCCAUGUGCAAUGGCUCGACUCACCUCAAGAAGAUCUGGGCAACAAUCAAACCUACCCAUCUUUUGAUGAGCUCGAGUCCCAAAACUUCAGCUCCACAGUGUUAGGUGACCUUGGGCUCUGGAGUGUCCCUCCAAUGACACAUGGCAUCAAACCCGAAGCACAUAUUGAUAACAGUCCGGCGGUCUCGAGUUUCAAAGCCAACUUCAUUCGUGGCGGCCUAGUUUUCAACAUUCACGUUCAUCAUUGUUCGAACGACGUCAUGGGCUGGGCCGCUUUCACGCACCAACUUGCUGAGAACUGCCGUGCCAUCCAUGAAGCCAAGACAUCCUUCUCGGCCUGGGAUCCGGCCUGCCUGGACCGGUCGCGGCUGCUGAGAAAGGACGUGCCCGAGGAGGCCAAAGUCGACGGCCCUGCGCCGGGCAGGCCCCAUCCGGACUUGAUGCCGAUUGAGCAACUUCUCUUCCAUCUGCCAAAGAGCAAAGCAGCACGGCUGAAGGCAUUGGCGACACCCAGUGAUGGAACAUCUUGGAUCUCGACCUUUGACGCCUUCUCCGCCUUCAUCUGGCGCACCCUGCUUCGGCUGCGCAUGGAAAACUUCAAAGCCGAUCCUUCAACGACCGUGCUCUGGAUGGCUCCUGUCGACAUGCGCAAGCGUCUGCACGACCCGCCGUGCCCGCCGCGAACACAGGGCAAUGUAUUCAGCCUUGUUCGGGCCACGGCAACGGCAGGUUUCGUCACGGAGGGCCCGCUCUCCGAGGUGGCCUCCUUCAUCCGGCGACUUAUCAACGGUGCGAGCCAGGAGGAGCUCGACAAGCGCCUUGAUAUGGUGGCAACUAUCCGUGAUAAGACAAAUUUGUUCCUGCGCGCCGAUACUCUGGCGCCCCUGACGCUGCUCGUGACAGACUGGCGGGCCACCAACAUUGCCGCCGCCGACUUUGGCCUUGCCUCGCCUACGGCGUUCCGUCACGUCUCCGACAAUGUCACACGCUGUGUGGUGCAGGUGUACCCGCCGCGUGCUGCGUUGCCAGAGUCAGAUGAGGGCUGUGAAUUUGCCAUUGUCUAUGAAAAGAGCCUCGCAAAGGAGCUGAUUGAAGACCCCGAAUGGAGCGAGUACUUUGAGUACCGGGGAAUCGUAUAA